CUCAAAUCUGGAAACGGACAUAGUGUGACUUCUACCCUUUUCUGCGUUAAUGGCAUUAAGGAGGAUGAUGCUGUGUUUACUGGUGUUGAGUUCUGUUCUCCACACACUCACUGCUCAUAAUGACUUCUUUACCUCCAUUGGUCAGAUGACAGACCUGCUCUACACAGAGAAGGAUCUGGUGACAUCACUAAAGGACUACAUCAGAGCUGAGGAGAAUAAACUGGAGCAGGUUAAAGCGUGGGCUGAGAAGCUGGACUCUCUGACAUCCACAGCCACUCAGGACCCAGAGGGUUUCCUGGGACACCCAGUCAAUGCUUUCAAACUUAUGAAGAGGUUAAACACAGAGUGGGCUGACCUGGAGAACCUGGUGCUCAAGGACACUUCCGAUGGGUUUAUUUCAAAUCUGACUGUUCAGAGACAGUAUUUUCCCAGUGAUGAGGACCAGACAGGAGCUGCCAAAGCCCUGCUCAGACUACAGGACACAUAUCAACUCUCCACCAAUGCCCUCUCCUCUGGGGACUUGCCUGGGGUGAUACAUAAGAGCCGUAUGACAGCAGAGGACUGUUAUGAGUUGGGGAAGAUUGCGUACUCUGAUGCAGAUUACUACCACACCGAACUAUGGAUGGCCCAGGCUCUUUCUCAGCUUGACCAAGGAGAGGAAUCUACUGUAGACAAGGCCACUGUGAUGGACUAUCUGAGUUACGCCAUCUACCAGCAGGGGGAGCUAGAGAGAGCACUGGAGCUCACCAAGAGACUGCUCAAACUGGACCCAGAGCACCAGAGAGCCAAAGGGAAUCUGAAAUACUUUGAGUUCCAGUUGGAGAAGCAGAGAAAAGAGGCAGCAGAAAGGAAAGAGAAGGUUAAAGAACCAAAAAAGAGUGAUGUGGAUAAAAGAGAGGCACAGAGGAAACGCUCCAAAGACCCCCUUCCCGAGAGGCAAAGAUAUGAACGGUUGUGUAGAGGAGAGGGUGUGAAACUGACCCCCCGAAGGCAGAGCCGCCUGUUUUGCCGUUACUACGACAACAGCCGUAACCCCCAUUUCGUGUUGGCUCCAGUGAAGCAGGAGGAUGAGUGGGAUCGGCCCCGUAUUGUGCGUUUCCAUGACAUAAUCUCUGACAAAGAGAUCAGUAAGGUGAAGGAGUUGGCCAAGCCCAGGCUUCGCAGGGCCACCAUCUCCAACCCAAUCACGGGCGUGCUUGAGACUGCCCACUAUAGGAUCAGCAAAAGUGCCUGGUUGAGUGGUUAUGAAGACCCAGUGAUUGAAAGGAUAAACCAGCGAAUCGAGGACUUGACAGGUUUGGAAAUGGACACUGCAGAGGAGCUGCAGGUGGCAAAUUAUGGAGUAGGAGGACAGUAUGAACCUCAUUUUGACUUUGGAAGGAAAGAUGAACCAGACGCAUUUAAAGAGUUGGGUACAGGAAAUCGCAUUGCCACCUGGCUUUUCUAUAUGAGUGAUGUGGCAGCAGGGGGUGCUACAGUGUUCCCAGAUGUAGGCGCUGCAGUGUGGCCCAAAAAGGGUACGGCAGUGUUCUGGUAUAACCUGUUUGCCAGUGGUGAGGGAGACUAUAGCACACGACAUGCGGCAUGUCCAGUACUGGUGGGCAACAAGUGGGUAUCAAACAAAUGGAUCCAUGAACGAGGGCAAGAGUUCCGACGACCCUGCGCCUUAAACGAGAUGGAAUGAUGACUGCACUCCUCUUCCAUCUUUCCUCUCCUCCCACCUCUUCCCUUCUUCCUUUCACACUCCAGGAUGUCUUCAUGCACAACACUCUCAAUAUUAGGGUGUGGACUAUGACAGUCAUUCCCCUCAUUGUGGUUCCUGCCCCCUGGUCCAGCUCAGCUUUAAAACCCCGGGCUGGGGUACGGUUCCUGGAAAUGAUGUCUCCGGUUGUCCCUGCUGCUUCCGUUGUACCCUGGACUCAUGAGAGGCCCAUUUAGGACUCAAAAUCGUUUAUGGUUGUUGAUGUUUUCCUUUGCCUGUGAUUUGUUUUGCACUCUG
Molecule: messenger RNA, 1999 nt
Organism: Chanos chanos (milkfish)
Lineage: Eukaryota; Metazoa; Chordata; Actinopteri; Gonorynchiformes; Chanidae
Gene: p4ha1b
Product: prolyl 4-hydroxylase, alpha polypeptide I b
Exons: 15
Coding region: 50-1684 (544 amino acids)
Biological process (GO): peptidyl-proline hydroxylation to 4-hydroxy-L-proline
Cellular component (GO): endoplasmic reticulum
Molecular function (GO): iron ion binding; protein binding; L-ascorbic acid binding
Source: RefSeq, a predicted model, not a curated record